Daphnia carinata is the source of this 1189-nucleotide messenger RNA. RefSeq names its product ubiquitin-conjugating enzyme E2 E1-like. Gene Ontology annotation, biological process: protein polyubiquitination. NCBI's taxonomy places the organism in Eukaryota, Metazoa, Arthropoda, Branchiopoda, Diplostraca, Daphniidae. The transcript has 5 exons. Bases 265 to 921 code for a protein of 218 amino acids. Gene Ontology annotation, cellular component: nucleus. The record is from RefSeq and is a predicted model, not a curated record. Gene Ontology annotation, molecular function: ubiquitin conjugating enzyme activity.
UCGGUGGCUGUAUCGUUCUUGGGCGAGAAGUAAGAACGCCCCAAUAAAACAAUCCUUUUAUUUUAAAUUCAUCUCCUGCUAUUGAAAAAUUAAAACUCGAACGAAUAAGUCAUUCCUUCCGUAGUUGAGUUCAGUCACUGAGUGGUACGUUAAAAUUCAUUUGUACAUUUUGUUGGUAUUUUCUGGUCGUCGGCUUUGUCUUCUUCAGGCUUUGUGUGUUUGCUUGGGUUGAUCUGGAGAUCUCAUUAUAUCAUCAGCUGCUCCAUGUCCACAUCUGGGGCAGGUCCAUCCAGCAGCAGUAGCAGAGUCCAACACCAGCAGGGCUCUAACAGCAGCAGUGGCCAGACUGAGGCUAACGGGACUACAACCCCCUCACCCCCUCCUCAGUCUUCUGCCAACCCUGCAACCACGGCUACUCCACCUGUCAAAGAAGCCAAAGAAGCUAAACCAAACCCGAAAAUGUCGAAAGCACUCAGCACAUCAGCCAAAAGGAUACAAAAAGAAUUGGCAGAAAUCACACUGGAUCCUCCACCAAACUGCAGUGCUGGACCCAAAGGUGAUAAUUUGUACGAAUGGGUCUCUACCAUCCUCGGUCCUCCCGGAUCGGUCUACGAAGGUGGGGUGUUCUUUUUGGACAUUCACUUCUCUCCAGAGUAUCCUUUUAAGCCACCCAAGGUGACUUUUCGGACGCGAAUCUACCAUUGCAACAUCAACAGCCAAGGUGUUAUAUGCCUGGAUAUUCUCAAAGACAACUGGUCUCCGGCGCUGACCAUCUCCAAAGUGCUGCUGUCAAUUUGCUCGCUAUUGACGGACUGCAACCCCGCCGAUCCGCUCGUCGGCAGCAUCGCCACACAGUACUUGCAAAAUCGAGAAGAGCACGAUCGUGUCGCCCGGCUCUGGACCAAACGUUACGCCACGUGAUUUCCUCCCCUAGUUUUUUUUUGUAAGCUUCUUUAUUAUUUUUUAUUAUUCUUUCAUUUCUACUCCCCUUAAAAAAAAUCUGUCAAAAUCCGCAACUACUCAUGGAACUACAGUUUUCUUUCUUUUUAAAAAAAUUAAAACAACACAUCCUCAUUGAUUUGUUUGGUUGUUUUCUUUUUCGUAAUUCCUAUAACCCUCCACUUUAUUAUUUGGCACACCUAGAGGAUUUUUUGUAAAGCUCUAGUCUGGUCCACAUCCAAUUUUUUUU